Messenger RNA from Cynara cardunculus var. scolymus (artichoke), 964 nucleotides. Its product is annotated as 50S ribosomal protein L10, chloroplastic-like. The transcript has a single exon. The record is from RefSeq and is a predicted model, not a curated record. Gene Ontology annotation, molecular function: structural constituent of ribosome. The coding region runs from base 51 to 752 and encodes 233 amino acids. Gene Ontology annotation, biological process: translation. Gene Ontology annotation, cellular component: large ribosomal subunit. NCBI's taxonomy places the organism in Eukaryota, Viridiplantae, Streptophyta, Magnoliopsida, Asterales, Asteraceae.
CCAGUACAAAUCCUACACCGUCCUCCGUUUCCUCCCCAAUCAAUAGAAAAAUGGAAGCGACCCUCUUCACUCUCCCGUCCUCCAAGUUUCCGCCACCGUCUUCCACCGCCGUGUCCUUAAAAACCCACUUCCACAACCCCCUCAUCCUCCAUUCCACCACCACUGCCCACCGUAAACCCAACCGACUGUCCCUGACUGUCCGCUCUGCAAUCAGCCGUACAAAGAAAGAAGAAACUAUAGAAACAGUCAAAGAACAGCUCCAAGACUGCCACCUCAUCGCCGGCAUCAAAUACAAAGGCUUCACCGUCCAACAAUUCCAGCAGCUCCGUACAACCCUCCCGGAAACCACGAAACUCAUUGUCGCCAAGAACACGUUGGUUUUAAAAGCGAUUGAGGGCACGCAAUGGGAAGCAUUGAAGCCGUGUAUGAAGGGGAUGAAUGCGUGGAUGUUUGUUCAUAGUGAGGAGAUCCCAGCUGCCAUUAAACCCUACCGGAGUUUCCAGAAAGAGAAGAAGUUGGAGGAAAAUGAUUUUAGUGGUGCGGUUUUUGAAGGGAAGUAUUAUCCGCCGGAGGAGUUUAAGGCGUUGGAGACUAUGCCGUCGAGAGCAGAGGUUUACGCCAAGUUAUUGGGUUCUUUGAAGGGACCUGCGACGUCGGUGGUGGGGACAUUGCAGGCACCGGCGAGAAAUUUAGUCAUGACAUUGAAAGCAUAUGUGAAGAAAUUGGAAGAAGAGAGUGGUGCAGGGCAAUGAAAAUGAGGGCUCUGAUGUUACAAAUCUGUAAGCUUUUUUCCUGCAAAGUUUUUGAAUUUCAAUUGAAUUUCAGUGUUAUUCUGUAGAAUUUUGUAAAAUUUUAAUGCCACAUGAACUGAAUCAAAAUGCUGAGAUUUACAGUUUCAAGAUUUCUUUACUGGUCUUUUCCUAUGAGAAAUUCUUGAUCAUUGAUUUUAGAUGAUCACUUAAUU